Messenger RNA from Coturnix japonica (Japanese quail), 1800 nucleotides. It is a transcript of the gene TRIP13, whose product is annotated as thyroid hormone receptor interactor 13. Lineage: Eukaryota; Metazoa; Chordata; Aves; Galliformes; Phasianidae. Gene Ontology annotation, molecular function: ATP hydrolysis activity; ATP binding. The record is from RefSeq and is a predicted model, not a curated record. Gene Ontology annotation, biological process: reciprocal meiotic recombination; meiotic recombination checkpoint signaling. Gene Ontology annotation, cellular component: nucleus; chromosome.
AGCGCGCCGCUUUUCGAAGAGGCUUUCGGUGCCUUGUGUCUUCUGUGCGCUCCACAGCGCCGUGCUUCUGGCUCUGAACCGCAGAGGUGCAGUCCUCGCAGCGGCCCGCCCGCGGAGGGGGACAUAGAAGGUGCUCGGUGCUCAGCUCCCCCUCGCGAAUCUCUAUCGUCCGGCUUCAGGUCACCGUCCUCGGGGCCCUGUCCGACGUGAGCUCCUCUCCCUUCCGUGCUGCUGACGCUGAGGGUGGAGCGGGCCGAGCCGUCUGUGCUCGCAACGCGCUCCUCGGGCUGGUGCCUGUAUAUCCCGAUAGAGGGAAGGGGAGUGAGAAGGAUGGAUGAAGCAGCUGGGGAUUUGAAGCAAGCCCUCCUGAAUACGUGCGAUAAUGUCCAGAUACACGUGGAAGUUCAUCAGAAAUCAAACAGUACGGCAAAGAAAGAAGACAUCAGGAUGAGUGUCCUAAAACUGUUGAACAGACACAACAUUGUGUUUGGUGAUUACAAGUGGACAGAAUUUGAUGAUGGCUUCCUUAACAGCAAUGUGCAAUCUGUGUCAAUUGUGGAUACAGAGCUGAAACUGAAGGAAAGACAGCCUAUUGACUUGAGCAAAAGCAGUCUUUCCAUUCAUAUUUUUCAUCUGAAUGAAGAAGGGCCAAGCAUUGAAAACUUGGAAGAAGAGAAUGAGGAUAUUGUUGCAGCUAACCACUGGGUGCUACCUACAGCUGAAUUCCAUGGCCUUUGGGAAAGUCUUAUAUAUGACACUGAAGUAAAAUCACAUUUACUUGAUUAUGUCACGACAACAUUACUGUUUUCUGACAGAAACGUUGACAGCAACUUAAUAUCAUGGAAUAGAGUUGUUUUGCUACAUGGCCCUCCUGGAACUGGUAAAACCUCUCUCUGCAAAGCAUUGGCUCAGAAGCUGACGAUACGACUAUCGUACAGGUAUAGAUAUGGACAGUUAAUUGAAAUAAACAGCCAUAGUCUUUUCUCUAAAUGGUUUUCUGAGAGUGGCAAGCUCGUAACCAAGAUGUUCCAGAAGAUUCAAGAGUUAAUUGACGACAAAGAUGCUCUUGUGUUUGUACUGAUCGAUGAGGUGGAGAGCCUCACAGCAGCCCGCAGUGCCUUCAAGGCAGGCACAGAGCCUUCAGAUGCUAUUCGUGUAGUUAAUGCUGUACUGAUGCAAAUAGAUCAGAUUAAAAGGUAUCCCAAUGUAGUUAUCCUGACUACUUCAAAUAUUACAGAGAAAAUUGACAUGGCAUUUGUAGACAGAGCAGACAUAAAGCAGUAUAUUGGCCCCCCAUCUGCUGCAGCAAUAUUCAGAAUAUAUCUUUCUUGCCUGGAAGAGCUGAUGAAGUGCCAAAUAAUAUAUCCUCGACAGCAUCUCUUGUCACUCAGAGAGUUAGAAAUGAUUGGAUUUGUAGAAAAUAAUGUGUCCAGGUUAAGUCUGGUACUAAAAGAAAUCUCAAGAAGAAGUGAAGGUCUUAGUGGCCGGGUCCUCAGAAAACUUCCUUUCCUAGCACACGCACUUUAUAUUCAAUCCCCCAGUGUUACAAUGGCAACGUUUCUUCAGGCUCUUUCACUUGCAGUAGACAAACAGUUUGAAGAAAGAAAAAAACUUGCAGACUGUGUGUGAUGGUUUACGGCAUUAUACUUUCCUGUAUUGUUAUCAUUGAAAAGUACUUAACUUUGCAUGCAAAUUGUGCAGUUUCUAUGCAUCUAUAAAACAUAUCGUCAACACCUUAAAAACCCUGGAAUGCUUAAUCUAGUUUUGAAAAACUUUUAUUAAUAAACAGUUUUUACCGCA